Messenger RNA from Sebastes umbrosus (honeycomb rockfish), 3888 nucleotides. RefSeq names its product helicase, POLQ like (gene helq). NCBI's taxonomy places the organism in Eukaryota, Metazoa, Chordata, Actinopteri, Perciformes, Sebastidae. Bases 648 to 3806 code for a protein of 1052 amino acids. The transcript is spliced from 18 exons. The record is from RefSeq and is a predicted model, not a curated record. Gene Ontology annotation, molecular function: nucleic acid binding; ATP binding.
CUAUUCACCAGAGUCCCUUUACAUUUCCACCGUUUUUAACUCUCAGUAACAUGUUAAACACUUUUGUACCACAUUACAACGGAGAGACGGGCACUGAUUAAAUAAGUGUGUUAUCUGCUAUUCAUCGGCUUUAUUUCAGUAACUUAUCGGACGUUUACUGGAGCUAAACUAGUACAAGUAAUACGGAAACAUCUCGGUUAGCUCUGCUAGCUAGCUAACCGGUAAACCGAAGACGGAAGUGCUGGUGUGAUUUCUCUCUCGCUCUGCCUCUGAUGUGGACAGAUUUAAAAUGAGCUGCUGGAGCUCAGAUUAACAUGAGAUUAACAUGAGAUUAACAUGAGAUUAUAUAUAGAUAUUAACAGACUAACUGAGCCCAGCCUGUUACAUUACUGUGGCGACAGACUUUAAGAAGGUUGUACAGCAGUUUGAGAUGAAUCAGUCUGUUUUUAGAGACUCAUCUCACAGGGAGCAAAUCAAAGAGUCCAACUGCCAGCAGGGAGCUAGGCUAGCUGAUGCUACUGCAGCACAGCCUGCUGUCAGGUGUGUGUAACAGGUGUGUCUCAGCUCCUGUCAGGUAGUAGUCUGUUUACCUGCUGUCUCUCUCUGUGAGACAUCAUGCAGGCUAACAGCAGCAUCACCAGACUGUGAUGAAAGCUGCUGAGAGGACAGACAUCCACAUCAAGAGACUUUCCUCCAGGAAGAGAUCCAGAGACAGUCUGAAGACUCACCUGGAGACUCACCUGGAGACUCACCUGGAGACUCACCUGGAGACUCACCUGACACCUGGCAGGAGGAGAGGAAGAGGAUGCUCCACAGACUGGAGGCUCAGCAGCAUCAUGGCUCAGACUCAACCUGUUCAGUACUGCAGUGACAGCGAGGACUUGUUUGGGGACUAUGACUCCAUCCUGGAGGACAGCUCUCUGCUGGCCAAGCUGGACGAUGCAGAACAAACUGAGAGGCAGCGAGACGUCCAGCAAGACGUCCAGCGAGACGUCCAGCGAGACGUCCAGCGAGACGUCCAGCGAGACGUCCAGCGAGACGUCCGGCGUCCAGCCGUGGAUCAGCCCGACUUCACCACCUUGCGGCCCAAACAGUCGUGUGAAGACGUUCUCACAGACUCCAUCUUGGACGGCCUCGGGGACGAACCCUUGGAGGACGUACCGUCCAGCCAGCGUCGGUUUCAGGAGGACGUCCACGAGAACGUGAAGAGGAGCAGACUGCAGGGCGGAGAGAAAGCCUCCACGCCUCUCAGAGACAUGGAGGAUAAGAGCACGACGGCGGCGAGGAGGACGAAGAGGAGGAGCAGCGUGGCGGAGCAGCUGAAGAGGACGAUGCUCUGUAACGCAGCAGCUCCGUCCUCCGUGUCCCGCUCCGUGGUGCUGAAGGAGGCGGUGGUCUCUGAGGAGAUCAGCGUGGCCAUGCGGGCCAUGGAGACGGUGUCCGCCGAGACGCCGGACCUCGGGCCGUUCUUCGGUCUCCCCUCCAGAGUCAAAGAGCUGAUGUUCAGACUGAGAGGAAUCAACUCGUUAUACGACUGGCAGCAGACGUGUCUGAACCUGGACUGUGUCCAGCAGAGGAGGAACCUGAUCUACUCUCUUCCCACCAGCGGAGGGAAGACUCUGGUAGCAGAGAUCCUCGUCCUCAGAGAGCUGCUGUGCCGGAGGAAAGACUGUCUCUUCAUCUUACCGUACAUAUCGCUGGUGCAGGAGAAGGUCCGGGGGUUGGCGAGCCUCGGGCUGGAGCUGGACUUCCUGGUGGAGGAGUACGCCGGCAGUAAAGGCCGGUUUCCUCCCGUCAAGAGAAGAAACAACAGAUCGGUGUACGUGGCUACGAUAGAGAAAGCCCACGGCCUGGUGAACUCUCUCAUAGAGACGGAUCGCAUGGACGACCUCGGCCUGGUGGUGGUGGACGAGCUUCACAUGUUGGGUGACGGCAGCAGAGGAGCUGUGAUUGAAAUGACGCUGUCUAAAGUUCUCUACACGACCAAGACCACUCAGAUAAUCGGGAUGAGUGCCACUCUGGGUAACAUCUCCGACCUGCAGACGUUUCUGAAGGCUGAGAACUACACUGAUGACUUCAGACCUGUGCAGCUGAAGGAGUACGUGAAACUGAAGGACUCGAUCUAUGAAGUGGACCCAAAGGAAGAGGAAUGCUUCAGAUUCUCUCGUCUUCUCAACUUUAAGUACUCCAGCUCCAUGCAGAAGAUGGACCCGGAUCACAUCAUCGCUCUGGUGACUGAAGUCAUCCCGUCUCACUCCUGUCUGGUCUUCUGUCCCACCAAGAAGAACUGUGAGAACGUGGCGGCGAUGAUCUGCAGAUAUCUGACAGAGGACUUCCUGCGUCUGCGGGAGGCGGAGAAGGCCGUCCUCCUCAGGGAGCUGAAGGACAGCGGGAACGGCUCCAUGUGUCCGGUGCUCCGGAGGACGGUGCCGUACGGGUUGGCCUAUCACCACAGCGGGCUGACCUCCGAGGAGAGGAAGCUGGUGGAGGAGGCCUACUCCAACGGCGUCCUCUGUCUCCUCACCUGCACCUCCACCCUGGCUGCAGGGAUCAACCUCCCGGCCCGCAGAGUCAUCCUGCGCUCGCCGUACGUGGGCGUGGACUUCCUGAAGAGGAGUCAGUACAAGCAGAUGGUGGGACGCGCCGGGCGAGCCGGGAUCGACGCCGUGGGGGAGAGCGUCCUCAUCCUGCAGGACAAGGACAGAAACAUGGCUAAAACUCUGGUUUGUGCUCCGAUGGAAACCUGUUACAGCAACCUGUUGCAUGAUGGGAAGGGCCUCCUGAGUCUCCUCCUGUCUCUCAUUGGAUUAAAUAUCACCAUGUCGGUGGACCAGCUGAAGGACUUCCUGUGUGGGACGCUGCUGUUCGUCCAGCAGAGGACGCUGUGUGUGGACAGGACUCUGAUGGAGGAGGUGCAGCAGUGUGUGGACCUCCUGGAGGACAAACGUCUCAUCACUGUGACGGGUCAAAGUCUGCAGGUCACCCAGCUGGGACGAGCUACCUAUAAAGGCUCGGUGGACGUGAGCUACAGUGACGUCCUGUAUAAAGACCUGUCUAAAGGUCUGGAGGGUCUGCUGCUCAACAGCUGUCUCCACCUGGUCUACCUGGUGACCCCCUACGACCUGGUCUCCCAGUGUAAGCCUGACUGGAUGCUGUUCUUCAGACAGUUCACUCUGCUGUCGGCUGCUGAGCAGAAGAUGUCUGCAGCCGUCGGCGUGCCGGAGAGCUUCGUCGCUAGAAAAGCUGCCGGACAGACGGUGAGGAAGAGUGUGAACAUGGAGGUGGUGUUGUUGGUGUUUCAGAGCGUGAACAUGGAGGUGGUGAGGAGGAUGUACCUGUCUCUGGUGCUCUUCUCCCUGCUGAAGGAGACCAACCUGUGGAGCGUCGCUGAGCGUUUCCAGCUGAGUCGAGGCUUCAUCCAGAGUCUGCUCAGCUCCUCUUCAGCCUUCUGCUGCUGCGUGCUGCACUUCACCCAGGAGCUGGAGGAGUUCUGGCCGUUCAGAGCUCUGCUGACGGAGCUGACCCGGAGGCUGAGCUACUGUGUGACGACUGAACUCAUCCCUCUGAUGGAGGUGGCUGGAGUCAUGGAGUCCAGAGCCAAACAGCUGUAUAACGCUGGCUAUAAAACGCUGACUCACCUGGCCAACGCUGACCCGGCGGUUCUCUCCACCACCAUCGAAAACCUCUACAAGAACCGAGCCAAUCAGAUCGUGGCCUCGGCUAAAAUGUUGCUGAAUGAACGAGCUGCAGCUCUCCAGGAGGAAGUAGACGAGCUGCUGAUGAAGCCUUCAGAUCUUCCCUCCUGACUUGCUGAUCUCAGAGGAGUUCUAUUCUCUGUUUGUUUUUAUUGAAAUACACUUAUUAAAAUAAAUAAUGUCCCAGACUGUA